Molecule: messenger RNA, 2031 nt
Organism: Chroicocephalus ridibundus (black-headed gull)
Lineage: Eukaryota; Metazoa; Chordata; Aves; Charadriiformes; Laridae
Gene: NMRAL1
Product: NmrA like redox sensor 1
Cellular component (GO): nucleus
Source: RefSeq, a predicted model, not a curated record
GUACCGGAGCACCCGCACCCCUCCUGCCAUUGCAGGAGCUUCGGGCCGCCGCCGGGGUGGGAGGGUACAGCCCCUAACGACCCCCGGGGGGGCUGGUUGGGCGGUGGCUCUCGGGUGACGGAGGACGAAGCGGGUGGCCCGGCCGGCGGAUGCCCCGGUGGCCCCGGCCCAGGUCGCCCGCAUCCCGCCGGGGGGCGGGGCCAGGGCGGGAUGCACCGGUGACAGCGCCGAACGCAGCCGAGUCCAGCCGAACCGAGCCGAACUUCGGCAGGGUCCAGCCGAGUCCAGCCGAACCGAGCCGGACGCAGCCGAGUCCAGCCGAACCGAGCCGGACGCAGCCGAGUCCAGCCGAACCGAACCGAGAGCCCCGGGACCGGCCGCGUUGCCUCAUGGCUGGGAAGAAACUGAUCGUGGUGUUCGGGACGACCGGGGCUCACGGGGGCCACGUGGCCCGGGCUCUGCUGGAAGAUGGGACCUUCAAGGUCCGCGCAGUGACACGGAACCCUGUGAAGAAGAAGGCGAAGGACCUGAAGCAGAAGGGAGCUGAGGUCAUGAAGGCGGAUCAGGACGAUGAGCCAUCCCUGGAGCUGGCCUUGACAGGUGCUUACAGAGCCUUUAUUGUCACCAACUUCAGGGAGCACUGCAGCAAAGAGAAAGAAAUCGCGCAGGGAAAGCGGCUUGCUGACCUGUUGAAGUGCCUCAGUCUGCGCCACGUCUUGUACAGCGGCCUGGAGAACGUGAAGCAGCUGAUGGGGGGGCGGCUGGAGGUGCUGCACUUCGACGGUAAAGGCGUGGUGGAGGAGUACUUCCAGAAAGUUGGUGUCCCCACCUCCAGCAUCCGACUGCCGUUCUACUUCGAGAACUUCCUCUCCAUCUUCAAGCCGCAGAAGGCUGCACAGGGAGAUACCUAUGUCCUGGCACUGCCCAUGGGGGACGCCCCCACGGAUGGGAUGGCGGUGGAGGACGUUGGGCCUGUUGUGGUUUGCCUGCUGAAGUCCCCAGAGCAGUACGUAGGCGGAGUGAUCGGGCUCAGCGCUGGGAAGCUCACCGAGGCAGAGUAUGCCGCUGUCCUCUCCCAGCAGACGGGCAAGACCGUGAAAGCCAGCAAGAUCUCCCCAGAGGAGUACGACAAAGGCGGGCUCCCCGGGGCCAAGGAAAUGGCUGCCAUGUUCUGUUUCUAUGCCCUGAAGCCAGACCGCAACGUGGACCUGACCAUGAAACUCAACCCCAAGGCCCACACCUUCCCUCAGUGGGUGGUGGACAACAAUGCCACUUUCUGACCCGUCCACCUCAGCUUCUGCAGCCGGCACAGGCCGAGGUGAGCCGCGCUGAGCCGUGCUGCCUUUCCUCUCUACCCUGGUGAAAGGCUGACCCUGCGGGAACUGGGAAGAGCUUUGCUCUGUGCGUGCGCUCCAGGGCUCCCCUGCGACUUGGUUGAGCCUGCUUUAGACUAGGACACGAGGAAAGGCUGUACUGCUGCAGGCACGCAGGUGGGAGAAGCACUACUUUUGCAGGGAGGUGUUUGUUUAGUGAUUCUGGGUGUUUUCGCGAUUGUAGGGUGGUGGCGGCUUGUUUUCCCUCUUUCCCAGGCAGCUCUGAGCGUGCAGCACCACUCCGUGGGCUGAACUUGUAGUGCCUCCGGGCCCCAAAGUGCAGAGAAGGCGGUGCUGCUGCUCCAGGUACCCACAGCCAGCGCUGCUGCGGGAUCCUCGGCGAACAGAAACCACUGGGUUUCUCAGUGGGCCGGGUUCAGGCUGCGCAGAUGAGCCGGCGGGCAGAGCAGCGAGACCUUAGCACCACGCUGGCAAAGGGGACUGUGCUGUGAGUUCCUGCACCGUGUAACAUGAAAGCUGAACCUCAUUCCUCAACUCAGCCCGCUCUGGGCUCCCAGAGCUAAUCUCAAUCACUGUCCUUGUGAGCCGAGUAAAACCUCUGCAAGACUGCAAACCAUAGGAUUUAAGGCUUAAAAAGCUCCUUCCCCUGCACUGGUUCACACCACCAUAUCUUAAGGUACUCCUUGGCACCCUGCAA